Messenger RNA from Sarcophilus harrisii (Tasmanian devil), 2047 nucleotides. RefSeq names its product spermine oxidase (gene SMOX). Lineage: Eukaryota; Metazoa; Chordata; Mammalia; Dasyuromorphia; Dasyuridae. The record is from RefSeq and is a predicted model, not a curated record. The transcript is spliced from 7 exons. Bases 1 to 1695 code for a protein of 564 amino acids. Gene Ontology annotation, molecular function: polyamine oxidase activity.
AUGGAUGGAGGGGUGGAGAAAGCGAGCCGACGGGUAAAGUUUGGGAAACCUCUGGUGACAGGGGGAACCCUCUCAGUCCCAAAGUGGAGAAGGAGACAACCUCGAGUGGUGGUGAUCGGCGCUGGCCUGGCCGGUCUGGCCGCCGCCAAAGCCCUCCUGGAGCACGGCUUCACGGAUGUCCUAGUGCUCGAGGCGUCGGACCGCAUCGGAGGCCGCGUGCAGAGCGUCAAACUCGAACACGCCACCUUUGAACUGGGAGCUACCUGGAUCCAUGGUUCCCAUGGAAACCCCGUCUACCAUCUAGCAGAAGAGAAUGGCUUGCUGGAAGAGACGACGGAUGGGGAGCGCAGCGUGGGCCGUAUCAGCCUGUAUUCCAAGAAUGGCGUGGCCUACUACCUCACCAACCGUGGCCAAAGAAUCCCUAAGGACGUGGUUGAGGAAUUCAGCGAUUUAUACAACGAGGUCUAUAACCUGACCCAAGAGUUCUUCCAGAGAGGUAAACCAGUCAAUGCUGAGAGUCAGAACAGUGUGGGCGUUUUCACCCGAGAAGAAGUGCGAAAUCGCAUCAAAGCCGAGCCGGAUGAUUCGGAGGCCACCAAACGCCUGAAACUUGCCAUGAUCCAGCAGUAUCUGAAGGUGGAGAGCUGUGAGAGUAGCUCCCACAGCAUGGACGAGGUGUCCCUCAGCGCCUUCGGGGAGUGGACGGAGAUCCCGGGGGCUCACCACGUCAUCCCCUGCGGCUUCAUGCGCAUCGUGGAGCUGCUGGCCCAGGACAUCCCGGACCGCGUCAUCCAGCUGGGCAAGGCGGUCCGCUGUGUGCACUGGGACCGGGCGGCGGCCCGGCGCCGGGGCCCCGAGAUCGAGCAGCUGGCCGACCACAACAAGGACACGGCCGAGGAGGGCGGCGAGGAGCCCGGGGAGGAGCUGGGCCAGGGAGGGGGCGAGGAGGGGGGCCAGUGGCCCGUGGCCGUGGAGUGCGAGGAUUGCGAGGUGAUCCCGGCCGACCACGUGAUCGUGACCGUGUCCCUGGGCGUCCUGAAGAAGCACCAUUCCACGCUCUUCCGCCCGGCGCUUCCCUCCGAGAAGGCCGGGGCCAUCCGCCGCCUGGGCAUCAGCACCACGGACAAGAUCUUCCUGGAGUUCGAGGAGCCCUUCUGGGGCGCCGAGUGCAACAGCCUCCAGUUCGUGUGGGAGGACGAGGCCGAGAGCCGCAGCCUCACCUACCCCGAGGAGCUGUGGUACCGCAAGAUCUGCGGCUUCGACGUGCUCUACCCGCCCGAGCGCUACGGCUACGUGCUCAGCGGCUGGAUCUGCGGGGAGGAGGCCCUCGUCAUGGAGAGGUGCGACGACGAGGCCGUGGCCGAGAUCUGCACGGAGAUGCUGCGGAAGUUCACAGGGAACCCCGACAUCCCGAAGCCUCGCCGGAUCCUCCGCUCCUUCUGGGGCAGCAACCCCCACUUCCGCGGCUCCUACUCCUACACCCAAGUGGGCUCAAGUGGGGCUGAUGUGGAGAGACUAGCCAAGCCACUGCCUUAUACAGAGAGCUCUAAGACAGCGCCCAUGCAGGUCCUGUUUUCUGGGGAGGCCACCCACCGGAAGUACUAUUCCACCACCCACGGCGCCCUGCUCUCUGGCCAGCGGGAGGCAGCCCGCCUCAUCGAGAUGUACCAAGACUUUUUCCACCCUGGGACCUGAGGCGCUCUGGCUCAGAGUCCCUGACUCAGGACCCCCUUUCCCAGGCCUCCCCUUCGGCAAGGCCCCUGGGAUCAUUUUUCCUGAUCCUGAGAAAAAUCGAUUUUUUAAGCUUUUUAUUUUUUUUAAAUGCAGACGCUCCAGCUGAUUUACCCGGGGCACCCCCUGCAGCUUCCUUACACUCUGCACUGCACCUUCUAACGGGCUGUGCUGGGGAUCCCUUUCUAACCCCCGGACUGAAUCUCCUUGCGCCCCUCUGACUGGACUGCCUGGUGCUCUCAGUGUUCUCCCCUUUCCCUGCUCUGUAUUGUAAGUGCCUUCGAUACUUUUGGAAUAAAAGAGGUGUCUGAGCCUG